UUAUCAUGACAAUUUCUUAAUGAAGGUAAUUAAAAGUAAACGUAUGAAAAUGUGAUUAAUUGUUCUUACAAACUAGUGAAAUUUGGAAAACCAUUACUAGUGAUUUAAACUGUGAUUCCACUUAAUUAUCAUCUAAUUAGCAUGUUGAUCUCCAUCGAUCACAAUACAAACAUUGAUUAUUUCAUUUCAUAUAUUUACAAAUGAAAAUGUUACAACCAAGCAAGGGAUCAAUUAAAUUCACUUAUUUUUGGUUCACCAAUGAUUAACAAUCAACAAUUUGAUUUACUCGUGAUUAGUAAUUAAAACAAAAUUCAGCGAUUAGAAAACCAGUUUUUUAGGCUUGUAUUUUCUUCUGCUUCCCUUUCUCUCUCUCUCUUUUUUGUGUCAAUUUGAUUUUCUUUUCUUCAUCUUUUUCUGUGUUUAUCACUUGGAGUUAAUUGCGAUCAUUGGGUUACCCCUGAAAUUUGAAUUCUGUGUCUUCAUUGGUUGUGAACAGUUGUUUCUUUUUAUUUGUUUUCUUUUCAUCUCAAACCACAAAAAAACAGCAACAAUCAGGACGGAGAAUCAUUUUGAUGAGAAUUAUUUUUCUAUUCUCUUUUCUUUUCUCUUCUCUUCUUCUUUCUAUUUUUUUUACCAUUUUAUCCACAAGAAGAUAACCAGUUAAAACCUAAAACUGGGUAGAAAGAGAGAUAGAGAUAGAGAUAGAGGAUAGAAAAAUUGUUCGUGUGUUUAUGGGAGAAAAAAAGUAAUAAGUAGGAGAUCGGUGCCAAUUCUCAUUCUACUCUAACAAACAUCUCAUCAUGUCAUCUGAUGUUAAUUGUUCUCGGAAACCACAUCAAUGUGCUAAUUGUACUAAAUCAUUUGCAUCCAGCCACCAAUUGGCUCAACACUCGAGAAUCCAUACUGGAGAGAAACCUUAUAAAUGUCAAUUCUGUGAUAAAUCUUUCAAACAAUUAAGCCAUCUUCAACAGCACACAAGGCUACACACAGGAGAGCGACCUUAUAAAUGUCCGAAUCUUGAUUGUGGACGUACCUUUAUUCAAUUGAGUAAUUUACAGCAACACAUGAGAACUCACAUGACAAGCCAAGAAAAAAUGGAAAAGGAUCGGGAUAAGUGUCACUAUUGUGUUAUUUGCAGAAAGGGUUUCAAAGCUCAAGCAAAUCUGCUAACCCACAAGUGUAAACAAAAAGGAUCUGGUACCCAUAGAAAUCCAACAAGCAAUAUUUGUCCCGUUUGUUCAGUUGAAUACCAAUCUAAGCAGCUUCUGAUCAAUCACCUGAGAGAGGAACACGAAUUUAAUUACGAAAACUCAAAGAGAAAUCAACAUCCACCACCACCCGCAGUCCAUUAUUGUCCAGUUUGUGGUCGAAGCUACUCCAAUGAAGGAUCUCUUCGUAAACAUUUAUCGACAGUUCAUGCUGAUGCAUUUAAUUUAACACAAAAUAAUUCAUCAUUCAACAAUAACAAUUUCACAACAUGUACCAUUUGCAAUAUUAAUUUUGCCACACACUCAGAUUUCUUAAAUCAUAUGGAACAAAUGAGAACAAAUCCAAGGCAUCAAUUCGAGGCUCAAAUCGUUCUUAGUUGCGCUGCAGCGGAAAGAAGAGCGCGUGAAGUGAAUAAUAACAUUAAUCGAGGCUCACUUAAUCAAUCUUUAAUUCUAUCACAAAUUGAAUUAGCCAAAUUUGAAGGACAACAUCACCUUGAAUCAUCAAAUGCUGCUCUUCUUAGUGUCACAAGGAAAGAUGCAGUUUCCCUACUUACUGGAUGCCAUCAAUCAAUUCACAAUAAUCACCAAUCCAAUAUUCAAUGACGCAACAUAAAUUAUCCCUCUCAUAAUUUAACUAUUAUCUCAUCUCAUCCACAUUUAAUUUAAUACGUAUAAAUGAAAUUUAAAUGAGAAUCUCUUUUUCUCAUCAUCAUUCAUCACCUUUCAAGACAUGCCAAAAAACACACAAGCAACAAUAACUGUCAAAAGAUUUUUUCGUCAAUUUCUUAUUUACAAAUACUUUUCGAUUGUCUUCAUCUUUCUCAUCAUCUUCUUCUAGUUAAAUUUAUCUUUUUUCUUUGUUUAUAAUCAUCACCAUCUUCAUCAUUCUCAUCAACAUCUACUACUAAUGCAACUUUACUCUCAAUCUCUUUUCCUUUGCCACUGAGUUUACUCAGCUCACACACACACACAAACACCUUUACACACAUUUCUUAAUGAAAAACAAAUUAACGAAACGCAAUGUUUAGUUGUACAUAAUUUAGUCAAAACCAAUCAAUCAACAAAUUGUCAAGCAAAUAUACAACAUUAAUACUAAGCACAAUUGUAACAAAAAAAAACUUUGCUCCAAAUUACAAAGUUGAUACCAUGUAAAACUGAAAAUCAGAUGGAUAACAUAACAAGUUUUUCUAAUUUGUGGAUUGUGGCAGUUAAUCAGAGAUUCUGUUAAUUGCUCUGUGAUAUAAUUCAAUCUGAUUUAUCUAAAUCAGAACAGGUUCCAUCUUAUAUUCUCUCUUUAUCUUUUUAAUUUGUGAAUCUCAAUCUAAACAAAAUCUUCCUCAUUUCUUUUGUUCAUUGUAAAUGGAAAAACAAUAGAAAACAAUUACACCUCUUCCCACCCACUUAA
This is a messenger RNA of Panonychus citri (citrus red mite), 2616 nucleotides long. RefSeq names its product zinc finger protein 629-like. The transcript is spliced from 6 exons. Lineage: Eukaryota; Metazoa; Arthropoda; Arachnida; Trombidiformes; Tetranychidae. The coding region runs from base 801 to 1814 and encodes 337 amino acids. The record is from RefSeq and is a predicted model, not a curated record. Gene Ontology annotation, cellular component: nucleus.